GGAGCCAAAACAACGUUAAUGUUUAAUUACUUCUCACAGUAAGUACCAACUGUUACUGAAGUAGUACUAGCGGUGUUACUCCGCCCCUCCCCGCUCACUGGACGUGAUGACGCAGCGACACGUCACAGGGAGACGUCACACGUAAAGCUGCCGAGGCGCCGUGAGUCCGGACCAGUUGCACAGAGACCAGCUGCAGAACGAGGAUGCUCUUAGUGCUGCUGCUCUCCCUGGCUGUCGAUGGCCAGAUGUUUGGCACCCUGAAGUCUCCAGACUUCCCUGAUCCUUAUCCCAGAGACACGGUUCUCCGCUGGAACCUCAGCGUUCCCGAUGGCUUCCGCAUCAAACUCUACUUCAGCCACUUCCACCUGGAGCCGUCCUACUUGUGUGAAUACGACUACGUCAAGGUGGAGGCCGAAGAGGAGGUGCUGGCUUUGUUUUGUGGGGGGGAGGAGACAGACACAGAGGCAGUACCGGAUCAGAAGAUCAUCACCUCCUCCAGAAAUUCCAUGAGCCUCCUCUUCUCCUCUGACUUCUCCAACGAGGAGCGCUACUCUGGCUUCAUGGCUCACUACAGCGCUGUGGACGUGGACGAGUGCAGUGAGCGGACUGACGAAGACCUCCUGUGUGACCACCUCUGUCACAACUACAUCGGGGGGUACUACUGCUCCUGUCGCCAUGGUUACCUGCUGCACUUUGACAACCACACCUGUCGAGUGGAGUGCAGUGACGGUGUGUUCAGGGAACGCUCCGGAGAAUUCAGCAGUGUAGAUUUCCCGUCUCCGUACCCGAAAAGUUCAGCGUGUUCGUACCGGAUCGAGGUGGACCCGGGCUUCAAGCUCCUCCUCCAGUUCGACCCUCGCUUCGAAGUGGAGGACCACCCUGACAUCAGCUGCCCCUACGACCACCUGAAGAUCACAACAGGAAGCAAGGAGUUUGGUCCAUUCUGUGGUAAUCAACCUCCAGCAGAGAUUCAGACGGACAGCAACGUUGCCACCGUCUUCUUCCACAGUGACAACUCAGGAGAGAACCUGGGCUGGAGGAUCACAUACACAUCUACAGGAAGUAAGUGUCGGGCCCCUGAAGCCCCGCCCAAUGCCCUGCUGACUCCCGUCCAAUCCGAGUACUCCUUUAAGGACCACAUCGUGGUCACCUGUUCACCUGGAUUCACACUAAUGAAGGACGGAGAGAAUCUGGAUUAUUAUCAAUUAGAGUGUCAGUCUGAAGGAUCAUGGAGCAGCAGUCCUCCUCAAUGUCAGAUGGUGGAUUGUGGGAGUCCGAAGGUGGUCUCCAUGGCCCACUUGGUGUUUGGGAGCGAUGACAACAGCACAAAGUUUGGAUCAAGUGUUGAGUAUGUUUGCAGAGAGGACUUCUUCCAGCUCAACAGCAGCAGCAGUCUCUACAGCUGUGGUUCUACUGGAGAAUGGCAGAACUCACAAUCAGGGUCUCGUCCACCUACCUGUGUACCAGUCCCUCCAGCAUGUGGCCGGCCCUCCCGCCUCCCCCCCCCUCAGGUGAAGCGGAUUGUGGGGGGUCGGCGGUCCGAGCCCGGCCUUUUCCCUUGGCAAGUCUUGCUCAGCGUGGAGGACCUGUCCCGGGUUCCUGAGGACCGCUGGUUCGGAUCCGGGGCCCUGCUGUCCUCAUCCUGGGUGCUCACAGCGGCCCACGUCCUGAGGUCCCAGAGGAGGGAUGCCAGCGUGGUCCCUGUAGCCCCUGAGCAUGUCCAGGUAUAUCUGGGUCUCCAUGACAACACAGACAAACGUCUGGCCACCAAUCGUACGGUGGAAAAAAUAUUCCUCCACCCAAACUUCCAACCGGACAACUACAAUAACGACAUCGCUCUGCUGAGGCUGGAGGAGCAGGUGGGGUUUACUGAGUUCAUCCGACCUGUGUGUCUGCCUCCACCCAAAAGACAGGGUGACCCCCCUUCACCUCUCCCUAACUCAAUGGGUGUGGUUGCUGGAUGGGGAAUCUCCAACCUCAACACCACCUCCUCCUCUGGUGACCCCAUCAAGCUGACCGCCAAACCCGGGAUGACCUCUGACCUUUUGCAGUACGUCAAGCUACCAGUGGUUUCUCAAGACGAGUGCGAGGGGAGCUACGCCUCACGCUCUGUUAGCUACAACAUCACAGACAACAUGUUCUGUGCCGGUUUCCUGGAGGGGGGGAGGGACACCUGCCUGGGGGACAGCGGGGGGGCAUUUGUGAUGGAGGACAUGGUGAGCAGGAGGUGGGUGGUGUUUGGAUUAGUGUCAUGGGGGGGGCCGGAGGACUGCGGAAGUCAGAGGGUCUACGGAGUCUACACACGAGUGGCUAACUAUGUGGAGUGGAUACAGAAGCAGCUUAAGACCGCCCCCUGGUGGUGAGACAAGUGGAGGGAUGGGUGGAGAGACAAGCAGAGAUGGGUGAAGAAAUGGGGGGAGAGACAGGAAGAGGGAAUUGCGGAGAGACAGGUGAAGACACAAACAGAAUAGCAACAAGAAAGUUUGCUCCUUGGUGUAACCCUCAAACCUGCAACCUAAAGCAAACUGUGCGGAAACUUGAACAGUUAUGGCGUUUCACCAAAUCAGAAGGAUCUAGGCUAGUACCUUCUGAUUUGGCAGACAGCCUUAAAACAUAUAAGAAGGCUCUCCGUAACACCGUGGAUUUCUUUGGACCUCGUAGAACUUCUUUAAUGAUAGGAUUCUGACUUUAAGAGAGAACAUGUAUGGUCUCCUGCCUUCAACCAGUGCCGACCCGUCCUCGGAUGUAAGAACCUUGGAUUCAGCAGUGGCCCCUGACAGCUACUUGGAUGGCUUCUCUUCCAUCAGCCUUGGUCAACUGACUUCUACAAUUAAAAUUGUAAAUCUUCUACUUGUCUCUUGGAUCCAAUUCAGACAAGGCUGCUUUUCCUUUAGUUAGCAUGUCUUUACUGUAUAUUAUGAAUCUGUUGACAGGACAUGUACCACAGUCCUUCAAAGAAGCUGUAAUUAAACCACUUGUUAAUAAACUUACUCUUGCUCCAGA
Gasterosteus aculeatus aculeatus (three-spined stickleback) is the source of this 3003-nucleotide messenger RNA. It is a transcript of the gene masp1, whose product is annotated as MBL associated serine protease 1. The record is from RefSeq and is a predicted model, not a curated record. Gene Ontology annotation, molecular function: calcium ion binding; serine-type endopeptidase activity. NCBI's taxonomy places the organism in Eukaryota, Metazoa, Chordata, Actinopteri, Perciformes, Gasterosteidae. Gene Ontology annotation, biological process: complement activation; proteolysis. Gene Ontology annotation, cellular component: extracellular region.